GGCGGGGCUGGCUUUGACAGAGCGGCAGCCCCGCGCGCCGGGGAUGCACAGGCGCAGCCGGCGCCGUGAGCGGAGGAUGUGAGAGGAGCCGGCGAGAGCACCGGUGCUCGUCGGCCGGACCCCGACGGCCGGACCCCCCCCCCGCCCGCAGCCCCCGCCUUAGAUGACCAUCGGCAGCAGCAUGAGCAGCGGGUACUGCAGCCUGGAUGAAGACCUCGAGGAUUGCUUUUUCACAGCGAAAACCUCCUUCUUCCGGAGCGCGCAGAGCAAAAUCCCUGCAAAGAAUGCAACAAAACCAGUGGAAGAGGAGAAACCUGAGCCUCCAACCAUUACCGUUCAGGAGAUUAAACAGAAAAUCGAAAAGUACAAUGCAAAGGUUACAAACUGCUUGUUGAUGAAGCUGAACGAUGAUGGAACCUACACGGGCUUCAUUAAAGUGCAUCUGAAACUGCGCCGUCCCGUGACGGUACCAGCAGGGAUCCGGCCACAGUCCAUUUAUGACGCCCUCAAAGAGGUGAACCUGGCUGACAUGACGGACAAGAGAACUUCCUUCUACUUGCCGCUCGAUGCCAUCAAGCAGCUCCACAUUAGCAGUACAACCACGGUGAGCGAGGUGAUCCAGGGGCUCCUGAAGAAGUUCAUGGUGGUGGAUAAUCCUCAGAAGUUUGCACUUUUCAAGGAAAUGCGGAAAGAUGGGCAGGUUCUCUUCCAGAAGCUCCCUCUGACGGAGUAUCCCUUGUAUCUCCGGCUGCUGGCUGGCCCUGACACAGAUGUCCUCAGUUUUGUGCUGAAGGAAAACGAAACAGGGGAAGUUGAGUGGGACGCGUUCUCCAUCCCAGAGCUACAGAACUUCUUAAUGAUACUGGACAAAGAAGAAAAGGACAAAAUCCAGCAAGUGCAACGGAAGUAUGAGAAGUUUAAACAAAGACUGCAACAGACCUUGAAAGAAGCAGGAGGCAAGCCUGGAUAACUGUUCAGGAGGCACACAGACUCAGACUAAGCUAGGUAUUAUUUUUAAAAUGAAAAGACACUUCUCAGGACACCUUCCAGUGGUCACUCACUGUCCCUCUUCAUCCUUCCAUUAUGGACUGGCACAUAGUAACCAUAAAACGAACAAACUGCAUUUUCUUCUUCUGAAACCUCUUAUCACAGGACCAGAGCCAAUCAAGGAAUGGGAAGCCCGUUUUAAAACUGUGGCCCUCCACAAGCCAACACAGCUGCUGGCUAACUUUUGGUUUUGCAUUGAACCAUCAGGUGAAGAAACAUCACGGAAAAUGCUGAGUGUUGAACCCAACAGGAACAUCUACUGGCUAAUUGUCUUGAGCAGGGUCAGCCCACCGUUCGCCCUCCUCCCGGCAGCUUGCUUUUCCUGUUCCAAGGUGCUGCAGCUGCAUUGCGUGUCUGUGUGGCAGAGGUCUCAUUUCGUAAGUAGAGCACAGGAAACAGCAGAUAAAGUGGAGGAGGUUGUUGCACCAAAUCACGUGGGCGUUGCAGCUGUAACUGAUGCCAAACAGACUGUUGUUCAGUGCUAAGUUAACCAGUGACAUGUAAAGUCAUGAUGCCAAGGCAGCUGCAACACCACAACAGUCUUUUAGUAAGUAGUAUUGAAAUUUAGUAAAGGAAAAGUCAUCUAUUUUCAUCCUAAUUAAUUUUUAAUUUUUUUAAAAAAAAGCUUUGAAGUAAAAUUAAAGCAAAUAUUCCUGAUGCUUAGCUUAGCUAGCCUGCAUUUUACCAGUCUCCUACUCUGUAGGAAUUGGGACCAGUGUUUUAAGAAAUUGUUUGAAAAGUGUAAAGAUGACGGUCGGGGCAUGGGACAAUGGUUCGGCAUAGAACAUCUAGCAAUACAUGUCUAAGAGUAACCCAGGAAAGCUCAAACACCCUUUUUACAAAUCAAGCUGAUCUUGUGCUAUGAACAGGUCAGGAACUGAGGGAGAAGAGCUCCUCUUGAGGCCAGCGUGCAGAUGUGUGGGUCACACCUGGAGCACGGGCCGCCUCUGCAGGAAACGCUUAGCACCAGGAAGAGGGAGGGAACUGUUAGCCUCAGAGGCUUUCCUCCCACUGCCAUCUUCUACCAUGUUUCCUCUUGGUACCGCUCCUCCUUGCAGUGUCCCACCAUCCCUGGUAGCAGCUCGCCUCUGCCUGUGCCACUCUGCCUGUAUCCUGUUCCAUCCGUACCCUUUCUGCAUGUACAGGAAGGUUACCAGGUUGUGUUUCGUGCUUGGAGCUAGGGGAGGAAAAAAAGCUGCUCUCCCUGUGCAGUGCUCCCGCUGCUGCCAGACACAUGCACCUCUCAGCCCUCGCAGAGAUCGUCUGGCUGGAGCUGGAGCUGGAGCGUCAGCCACUGCCCCGAGCUCAAAGCCUCCACGCCGUCACCGCUGGAGAGCAAGGGAGGCUCCCGGGAUGCCGAGCUGAGAUGGCUUCCCCAGGGUUACGCGUGAUGCUUUGUACUGAGCACACUGCACGCAGCCAGUUUCAGUCUUCCCUCUGUUUACACAGGACACAGCAACAACGCUUACCAGGAAAAUGGAAAAUUAAAACUAGCCACGUUCAGGUGGAGCCUGUGAAAUGGUUUUAUAUUGACUUGGUGACCCGAGUGUCCCUUUGAACUUGCUCUAGAAAUUGCCGUGAUUUCACCUGGGUGAAACGGGAAGGGAGGGAACAGGUUACUAGGCAGGACAGACAACUUGGAAGAGUCUAAAAUUUACCUCAGUGCCUUUUUUUCCUUAAGUGUAAAAACUUUACAUUUGGGCUAAGGAGGAAGUUGGAAGGGGCUUUUGUCAAGAGGCCUUGUCAGUCCCUGCCCACCCCCAAUACCUAAAGUACUGUCGUGAUGAGGCUGCUUUUGUCCGUAGAGGGAAGAGGAACUGUUUGCUUCUUUCUUCAAGGUAACGGUUUGGGAUAUUUUUUUUUCCAGAUUUAUACUUGAGUAUAUUUGUUAUUUUUGUUUAUAACACAUAAGAGAGCAACUGUAUCACUUCAAGCCCCUCGGUUUGUAUAAAUGCCACUUUGCAAGCUCAGUUCCAGCUCACGUUUUAGUCAGUAGUGCAGAAAGGGUUGCUCACAGGGCUACGGCCUCGGGCGUGCGGUGCUGGGCCUCCCGGCUGUACUGUAUUCUCUACCCAGAUGACCUUUAACAACGUGGCGGCAGCCCAAAUAGAGCAGCGAUUUUUCAUGCUCUGGGGCUGUGUUUGCCCAUUUGUAAGAAUACUUAUUACUUCACUGUGCACUUGUGAAGUAAUUUAAAUAACAUUUAUCUAGCGCUUUGAGUCUUGAAAGCACUGUAUAAAUACUUCUGUUCAGUCAAGAGGAAGAACGCUGCAAAAACUGCCAUUGGUUCUGAGAAGCAAGAUCCAGAAGCUUGUUUUUAAACCCCUUUGCUUUCUGGCUAAAAGUUGUAAAGGGUUUUUUUUUGUUGUUGUUUUCUACUAGAGUUUCGGUGACUGUCUCCCUCUCCCUUCCUGAAACCCAGCAUGUCUUAGACAUUUUGUAGAAGGCAUGGCUUCUUAUGCAAUUACCGUGAAUGCUGCUGAAAACCUCCUGCAAAGGGGAGGGCCGUUUCUUUUGUUUUUUCAAGAUACGGGGCAUUUGAAGAAUAGGUAGAUCUUGAAACUCAAAUUCUCAACAGUCAGUUGACCUGUGCUAAGGCACGAGUCUAGGAUAGGAGUGUUGGCCCCUUCCUUAAGCGCAAAAUACUGUUGGCAGUGCCUUUGGUUAGUAUAUUGUGUUGCCUAGUUUGUGUGAAUUUAUUUUUCAUGUCUAUUGUAAAACAUGUAAAAUAAUGUGUAUAGAAUGGAAUAGUAAAGCUUCUAUGGCAAAGUGAAAUGCAUUUUUGCAAUGCUGUAAUUUAUUUUUACUACUCCCUAGUAAUUCUAUGGCAUUUUUAAAAAAUGUCUCACUUCCAGCUUUUUUGAAAAUUCUGAAAUUACUUGUUCAUAUGCAGACAGUGUAAAAGACAAAGAUAAUAAAACUGUCAGUAAUUAAAGAAAUCUCUUCUAAUUUA
Messenger RNA from Dromaius novaehollandiae (emu), 4000 nucleotides. RefSeq names its product Ras association domain family member 5 (gene RASSF5). The transcript has 5 exons. Lineage: Eukaryota; Metazoa; Chordata; Aves; Casuariiformes; Dromaiidae. Bases 164 to 970 code for a protein of 268 amino acids. The record is from RefSeq and is a predicted model, not a curated record. Gene Ontology annotation, biological process: signal transduction. Gene Ontology annotation, cellular component: nucleus.